Messenger RNA from Nicotiana attenuata, 1788 nucleotides. RefSeq lists its product as uncharacterized. Bases 1 to 1788 code for a protein of 595 amino acids. Lineage: Eukaryota; Viridiplantae; Streptophyta; Magnoliopsida; Solanales; Solanaceae. Gene Ontology annotation, molecular function: nucleic acid binding. The transcript is spliced from 8 exons. The record is from RefSeq and is a predicted model, not a curated record. Gene Ontology annotation, biological process: DNA integration.
AUGAAUCUUGAAAAUGUGGAUUGUGAGGAGUUGGCAGAGUGGGUAAUGGCUCUUGAAGGUCAAGGGUUCUGGAAAAGGGAACCCGAGUUCGAGCCCCUACACUUAGAAGAAAGAACAAUAACACCUGUGAAACCAUCGAUAGAGGACCCACCACAAUUGGACCUGAAACCGCUUCCAUUGCAUCUCAGCAAUUGGGUCAGCCCUGUUCACUGUGGGCCGAAGAAGGAAGGAAUGUCGGUCGUACAAAAUGAGAAUAACGAGUUGAUCUCGACUUGUACUGUCACGAGAUGGCAGAUUUGCAUGGAUUAUCGGAAAUUGAAUACAGCUACCUGGAAGGACCAUUUUCCCUUGCCAUUCAUUGACCAAGUGCUGGACAGGUUGGCUGGGAAAUCUGACUUCUAUUUCUUGGAUGGAUAUUCGAGGUUAGCAUUUGAGGAGCUAAAGAAGAGAUUAGUGACUGCACCCAUCAUUGUUGCACCCAACUGGGAGCAACCGUUCAAGCUCACAACGCUAAGCGGUGCACAUCUCAAUUACACCGUGACGGAAAAGGAGAUGUUAGCUGUAGUUAUUGCAUUCGACAAAUUCAGGUCGUACUUGAUUGGUUCAAAAGUUAUUUUUUAUACUGACCAUGAAACAAUUAGGUACUUGAUAGCAAAGAAGGAGUCAAAGCCACGCUUGAUCCGCUGGAAAAGGGAUAGAGAGAACCAGGUAGCAGACCACCUCUCAAGGUUGGAAGGAGCUGAAAAGAAGGUAAAGGUUGAAGAUAUAACAGAGACAUUCCCGGAUGAACAGUUACUAGCAGUGACAAUGGAGGAGACACCAUGGUAUGAUGAUAUUGCUAAUUAUUUAGCAAGCGGUAUUAGGUGUAUCCCCGAGAAAGAUCAACCUUCUGUUUUGCAAGCUUGCCAUGCUAUACCAUAUGGUGGACAUUUUGGAGGGAUUCAGACAGCAGCUAAGGUGUUGGAAUCGGGUUUGUAUUGGACAACUCUGUUCAAGGAUGCCCAUGCUUGGGGCCAUUCGUCAGCUCGUAUGGUAACAAAUACAUAUUGGUGGCAGUUGACUAUGUCUCCAAAUGGGUUGAAGCUGUGGCUCCCAACCAAUGAUGCAAAGGGGGUGACAGGCUUUCUAAAGAAAAACAUCUUCACACGUUUUGGCAGCCCGGGAGCUAUGGUCAGUGAUGGUGGAACCCAUUUUUGCAAUAAAGCGUUCGCACGGUUGUUGGAAAAGUAUGGAGCUCGUCAUAAGGUGACCACCCCUUAUCACCCACAGUCAAGUGGGCAAGUUAAAGUGUCAAACCGGGAAAUCAAAAGUGUCCUAACCAAGACAUUGAAUACGACAAAGACUGAUUGGGCGAAGAAGCUGGAUGAUGCAUUAUGGGCGUACCGCACAUUAUUUAAAACUCCAAUUGGCACCGGUAGAGUCACUGGGUUACAUGAACUCGAGGAAUUCAGGUUCCAUGCAUUUGAGAAUGCAAGAUUGUACAAAGAAAGUAUGAAAAUGAUGCAUGAUAGGCAUAUUCUAGAUCGGAACAUCAAACCCGGAGAUCUAGUGUUGUUAUACAACCCGAGACUAAUAUUGUUUCCGGGUAAAUUGAAGUCCCGGUGGUCAGGACCCUUCAGAGUGGUGCAAGUGUUCUCAAGUGGAGCUGUAGAAAUUGAAUCCGAAGAUGGAACAAAUAAGUUCACAGUGAAUGGGCAAAGGUUGAAACAUUACCUUGGAAUGGUCGUAGAAAAGGGGGAUAUAGUGGUGAUAUCUUUGGAAGAGCCCCAAUAUAUUAGCGAAGAGUAA